CACCGUAUUGCAAGAUAAAUAUAAAUGUUUCGUCUGUGAAUUUUUUAAAAGUGUUAAUAUUUUUUAUUUUCAUCAAUAAAAGGACAUACUUGGAAUUAUCAUCAUCUUCAGUGACUCUGUGUGUGUAGAUAGUAACUUAUUAAAAUAAACAAGGCACGGAAUACUUAUGUCAAAAAGACUCUAAAACUCUAUGAAAUGUGUGAAGCAAGUGCAUGGAGAUAAGAAAGAGUUAUAAAGUGGAAGUGUAACCGAAAAGCUUUAGAAAAGAAUAUAAAAAGUGCUUACAAUUAAAGACUGAGUCAUUAAUUCUGUGAGGCUAGUGUUAAGUGAAGCAUGACUUCUAUUAUUAUGGCAUCGGAAAGUAUAGAAUUUGAUCCAGUUUUAUCGAAAUUGCUCACAUCGCUCAACGAAGCAGAUAAUAAAUUAUCAGGAGAGCAGGAACUUCAAUUUCUUCAGACAUUAUUACAAUCGAAAGAAAUUAAUGCACUUGUUAAUGUUCAUCACAAAGUUGCAAAACUUGGAAGGGAUGAACGUAUUGCUCCCAUUCUUUCUGCAUCGAUGCAGGUUGCAUUAGAAGUAUUAGAAUUGCUCGCUCCUCGUUGCCAUAUUUCACCGUUAUGUAGAGAAUUAUUUCAUUUGUUGCAGAAACCACAUUUACAGAGUUUAAUGUGUGCACAUGACGCGGUAGCUCAGAAAGAUUUCUCACCACAUCUUCCCGAAUUGCCUGUUGAAAUGGAUGAGGAUGAAGAGACUAUAAAGAUUGUUCAACUAGUCAAGAGUAAUGAACCAUUGGGUGCCACAAUAAAAACGGAUGAAGACACUGGCAAAAUUGUAAUAGCAAGAAUAUUAGUUGGUGGAGCAGCAGAUCGUUCUGGCUUAAUUCAUGUUGGAGACGAAGUUAUAGAAGUGAAUAAUGUAAAUGUUGAAGGCAAGACACCCUCGGAGGUUUUAGCUAUCCUACAAAACUCUGAUGGCGUCAUCACUUUCAAAUUAGUUCCGUCUGAUAGCAAAUAUGGCCAAAGAGAAAGUAAAGUUAGAGUGAAAGCAUUUUUCGAUUAUAAUCCUGAGAAUGACCCAUACAUACCUUGCAAGGAGGCUGGUUUAUGCUUUCAAAAAGGUGACAUCCUUCACAUUGUAUCACAGGAUGAUGGAUUCUGGUGGCAAGCUAGGAAAGAGGUUGACAAAACUACUCGUGCUGGUCUAAUUCCAUCUCGAGCAUUACAAGAAAGACGUAUCAUACACGAGAGAACACAAAUGGCUAGAGAAAUGAGUGGAAGUGAAUCAAAAAGCUCUUGUACUUCAUCUAUCUGCAUGACCCCGCCUGGUAGUCCUUAUCCAUCAAAUAGUUCAUGUCGUGGACCUAAAACUAAAAAAAUUAUGUAUGAUUUAGCUGAAAAUGAUGACUUUGAUCGCGAGAUGAUAGCCACAUAUGAGGAAGUAGCGAAACUAUAUCCACGACCUGGAAUUUAUAGGCCAAUUGUCUUAAUUGGUGCACCAGGUGUUGGUAGAAAUGAAUUAAUCAAACGAUUAAUAGCUCGAGAUCCUGAGAAAUAUCGCUGUCCAGUUCCUUACACAACGCGACCAAUGAAAAGUGGAGAAGUGCCGGGUAGGGAGUAUUUAUUCGUAUCACGUGAGAAAAUGGAAGCAGACAUACAGACAAGUCUAUUCAUUGAGCAUGGCGAGUUUAAAGGACAUCUUUAUGGAACAUCUGCUGAUAGCGUUAAAACUAUUAUUAAUGCUGGUGCAGUUUGUAUAAUGAAUCCCCAUUAUCAGGCUAUAAAGGCUUUAAGAACGCCACAACUUAAACCAUACAUAAUUCAUGUAAAGCCUCCGCUAUUUGAUGAGCUUAAAAUGACACGAUAUUCUGCCAAAGCUAUAUCAAGUUUCGAUGAAACAAGCUCCAGAGGAUUUACGGAUGACGAGUUUCAUGAAGUUUUGAGGUCUGGCGAGCGUAUUGAAUUCCUUUACGGACACUUUUUCGAUGAAACUAUCAUCAAUGAGGAUUUAGAGACGGCAUUUGAGCAGCUUGUUGAAACAGUCACUCGUGCCGAGAAUGAGUCUUUAUGGGCACCAGCAUCAUGGGUACAAUAGAAAGCUUUAUCAUAAAAGUAAUGUUUCUCGUGUGAAUCUUCUCUCUCUUUCUUCUAUUCUGUUCUUAAUCAAUGGUGCUUUUACUUGAUGAACAAAAGAGAAAAAUCUCCCAUUUUUAGUCAAAUUUUAUGUUUCCAUCCUUCCUUAUAACUUAUAUAUUAUUUUUAUACAUUUAGGAAUUUGUUUUUUAACCUUUCUAGAUAAUUUUUAUGCUCAAAUUUAUCUUAAUUUUCACUGCCUCCAUUAUCUAAUGACUCUUUUAUUGAGGAAUUUAAUGUAUAACAAAAGAAGUUGUCAAGAAUUUUCGUUGAUUCCUUUCGUAAAAAAAAUACAUAAUUCAUGAGGUUGGUUUGGAAUUUAUUGAUGGAAUUUACAGAAGCGAUUAUCUCACUCAAUAUUCAGAUGCCUAAAAUAUUCACACACACACACACCUGAGAGUCCUUGCAUAUUUUACGAGGACAAGAGUAAACACAUUUGGGUGUUUAUUUUGACUCAAACUGUCGAAUGUUUUGGUGAAAAUUUUCAUUUUCCUUGAACAUGGUUUUGGUAUAUCUAGCUUGUGUAUAUUGGUAAAUAGCUACGAUAUUCUUCACAGAUGGCUUUUAUCUUUAAUACUGUGUAUUCCUUAAGAAAGUGGUUUUUUGGAUAUAAACUUCGAGAACUUGUUUAGUUUCAAAAUUGCAUGAUACUUUGUGAACUUUUUGAUAGAAAUCUUAGAAAAUACAUAAGCCAAGACAUAAGUCUGCCUAAAAGUGAGAAGGAAUCGACACAAAUCGAUGAAAAUAGGCCUAGAUUAUGAAAAAAUUUCCAAUUUCAUACAUCAAUUAUUGCCAAAAUAACCUUCUUUCCAUCAAAAAGUUCAACCAACUUCUAUUUAUUAACUAUAGUAAAGACUAAAAGUCGUUCACUUAUGGCAUCCUCACAAAAUUAGGGUUUUUAAACUCGUCUUUAUCAUUAAAAUUUUAAUUUAAAAACAUUUCUUUUGUUUAAAGUGUCACACAACUCUAGUUCCCCCUCUAAAUGAUGGAUGUCAUAUGUGAAUGAGUCAUAAAAGGAUAUCCUGAUUUAAAAAUUUAACACAUUUAGGUGCCAUAGAUAAACAUCCAAAAAAAAAGAAAAACAAUUGAAAUUAAAAGUUUUAAUGAACUUAUUUUUUCCCAACAAAAAAAUUAUGAAAAAAUAUAUUAUAAAAAAUUUCUAAAAUUUCUCCCUACUCCAUCGCUUUUGAUCCAAAGAAAUUAAAGUUUCUGAGAAAGAUAUAACAAAAAAUAAAUUAUGGAUAAAAACCAAAACGUACCUUUUCAAGAUUUAAAAACUUAAUAAAUAAAAAAAUAGAAAUUACUUUUUAACCUUAUCAUAAAUUGAUGAAAAUUUUAAUAGUUUUGAUAAUGCAUACGAUGAGAACAUAACUAGUUAACCCAUGCUUUAAACAACCAAAAUUUUACCAUUUUUGCAUUUCUAAAAAUUCAUUUCAUUCUCUAGAUAAAAUUUUAUUUUCAACUUUAUUGAAUUGUAUAAAAAAGAAACUUGUUGAUUAAUUUAUAGAAGAGAUUUAAUUAUUCUAAUGUGAAUUGUGCAAGUAUGUAGUUAUAAUUUGUCUUUGUAUAAGCCAAAAAAUAAUAAAAAGAGAAAUCAACUUAAAAAGUUUGUAGUGUUCAGAGAGAAUAAAAGAAAGAAAAAAAAAUAUAUUUGAAAAGAAUCGAGCAUGUCUUUUUAAUUUUCACGAAUUAUUUGUGGCUUAAAGUCCAAUUUACUGGCUUUGGCAAGUCCUUCUGCAUAAAUUGGUAAUCUCUGGCACAUUCUAAAUGUAUGAAGAUCUCUAGAUUGACGGCAUUGAUUUAAAUCAACUUCACAGAUUAAAAUUCCAUCAUCAUCACGAGACAUUCCUGGUGAACGACAUCCUUCAGGCGUAGCUAGAUAAGUCGAUCCAUAAAAUGGCCCCAUAUCUUUAUGUGCUUUUGUGCCGUCAGCUGAUGUAAAUUCAUUUGGAAAAAUUUCAGUUCCUACACGGUUUAUAGUAACAGUGAAGAAAGAAUUGGCUACGGCUGCAUUACGACCCUCAAUGAACCACAUUCUGUCACUUAGACUUCCCCCAAUUUCAGCACUUGGAUUGAAAACAAUUUCAGCUCCAUUAAGUCCAAACAUCAUCCAAUUUUGAGGAUGAUGACGACCAUAGCAAAUGUUAAU
This is a messenger RNA of Chironomus riparius, 4278 nucleotides long. The record is from the annotation of a GenBank genome assembly. NCBI's taxonomy places the organism in Eukaryota, Metazoa, Arthropoda, Insecta, Diptera, Chironomidae.